AUGAGAUCCUCCGUCAACAGCGAUGUUUUGCCAGUCUCACCUUCGUCACCUUCAUCUCUGUUGUCAUCUUCAUCAUCACCUUCGCUGGUGGUGGUGGUGGUGAUGGUGGUGGUGGUAGCAGUAGUGGUGGUCGUGGUGGUGGUUGUGGUGGUAAACAGGAAGUUGGGUGCCUCCAGGAUGUCGUCCACGACUAAGUCUUCACGUUAUAAUGCUGUUUCUGGCUAUUAUUGUCUUAAUAAUGGAGACCUGGAGGGCGUGCUGGAGACUGGAUCACUGGAGACUGGAUCACUGGAGGCUGGAUCACUGGAGGCUGGAUCACUGACGUGCUCGACACACCCCUGCCAGGAGCAGCUCACCAUAGUUCACUGUGAGAGUCUCAACUACCCUCACCACCAGCAGUUCACUCCAAGGCGACUCAACACUGUAAACUUACAUCAUUUUGUGUGUUAA
This is a messenger RNA of Cherax quadricarinatus, 450 nucleotides long. The record is from RefSeq and is a predicted model, not a curated record. NCBI's taxonomy places the organism in Eukaryota, Metazoa, Arthropoda, Malacostraca, Decapoda, Parastacidae.